Messenger RNA from Triticum urartu, 1636 nucleotides. RefSeq lists its product as uncharacterized. The record is from RefSeq and is a predicted model, not a curated record. Lineage: Eukaryota; Viridiplantae; Streptophyta; Magnoliopsida; Poales; Poaceae.
GUGGACACAUCCGGCGAUGCCGUUACAUAUAACUGGCUAGCCAAGCACAUGAUCGAGCGAAAGUAGGCCUAUAUAAACACACAACUGAGUCACUACAAUAAUAACAACACAAAGAAAGGAAGACGAACUGCACGUACGCAAGCGUAGCUGACUAGCGUCUUUGCUCUACUCUACUGUACUGUACGCCAUGGCGAUGAAGAAGACGAGCACCCUGUGCUGCAGCUUCGUGGCCGCCCUCGUGGUGGUCAUGGCUGCCACCCUCCUCCUCUCCUCAUGCGAUGCCCACAAAGAGAUGGAUGAUCUUGCUGCUUCUUUUGUGCCGGCGUCGUGCUACUCCAACUACUUCCCGCACUGCACCGAUCACCGGUGCAAGAAGUUCUGCGGCGGCGUGCGGGCGCCGCCGGUGCCCGGAGCCUUCUGUAACGACAGAAGCAACUGCUGCUGCCCCGUUAGUUGAGCUCCGUAGAAACGACUCAAGAUGCCUAUAAGCAUAAAUAAUUUUGAUGCUAAGAAAUAUAUUUGGGGAUGCUUUCAUGGAACGUUGGACAGGCUCAGCAAGACGUUUUCUAAUCUUCUGUAAACCGGCUUAGAGUAAAUUGUUUGUCUUCGGCAAAAAAUGUGAUUUAUCUCUACUCCUAAUCUCAACUUUUAUUGAAGCAGUUGGUAGGAUUGCGUCCAGCUUUUUUUUCGUCCCACCACUUCUGUCCAGUUUUUUGAUUGGUUUUUUCGUCCCCUCCCCCUAUCCCUUUUACAUCGGUUUAUUUUCCUCUUCGCUCUUUCCUUGUAAAUCAAUACUUUUCUAAGGUAUAAAAGAUCACAGGUCUAACUUUCUUAAUCUCUACUAGUAUAUAUUAAAGUAAAAAAAGGAUAUAGAUAUAUUAAUUAAACAUGGAUCAUCCAAAUAAAUCUUUUUUAUACUUAUUCCAUAUAUUCAGAAUAUCACACAAAAGACACAAUUUUGAGUGAAGAAACAAAGUAUACUUGGUUUAUGUUGGAGAAGGGCGACGCUGAAAAGGGCCAAAAAUCCACCGAGUUUUUCACAACAUAAUGAUGUGGAGGCAAUGAUAUCUCAUAAAAACCAAAAAAAGUAUGCCAAUUUAAAUGUUAUCGCACAAGGUAUUCUUUUCAAUGUUAUUAUCGAUCUUUCUUUCAUCAUAUUGCCUUUUGUAUUCAACCAAUUUGUCUCAUUUUAAUACAAAUUUGGCUCAUUUUUGUAUCAUGACGAUAGACUAUGUUUGUAUCCCUAGAGGUAUUACAGUCAUCGAAUCAAUCAUGUCUGCCUUAAGAAAACCAAGUUCGUGGACAUUGAAGAUACCUUGUUAUCAAACGACGAUUUGGAAUGCUUUAUGAAGGAUGGUAUGUUCUUACAGGAUGGUGUAAGACCAAUUGCAUAAACUUUGUAAUUAAUAAUAUAAACAAUAUAUAAUAUCGUAAAACAUAUAUAUUAUGGUCAUUGUGGAAUUACAGCUGGCUCACGAUCAUCUAUGAGAUAGGGCGGGUGAAAAGGUACAUAUUACUAGCACGUUUAUUUCUGCCAGAUGAAAGAAGACCGAGAAAGAGACAUAGAAGCAUCAAAAUUUGUUAAGUGCAUCAAGUAUAUCUCAGUAAUUUUUAAUAGAUUUUUAGUUGGAUCAUC